ACAACCAACAUGACCUCAUCUGUUCUGUUGACUUUUGCUCUGGCUUGGAUUUGCUUCUUUUCUGUCUGUGGCAGGCCGACAGGUGUCCACCUGCGUAACAUGGACAGUUUCAUCCGAGCUGUGCAGCAGGUUGAAGACUCCAACUCUGGUCUGUCCCCCUUGGCUCUGGUCAUGGCCUUGCGGCGGACUGCAGGCCACGAUGAUGCAAUGACCAUCCAUUACUUGGGAGCUUCAAAUAAUCUCAGUGAUACUGAAGCCCUAGAGCAAGCAAUCCUCAAUUGUUCGUCCUUCAGCUUUUUUGACAAGGCUAUCCACCAUAUUGUGACAGACCAUAGAGAGGAACGAGGGGUGGUCCUCGCCCCAGAUGGCACUACGGUCGCCCUUGCGCCCUUACUGCUAGGAAUCGAGUCAGGACUAAAAGCAAAUAUAGAGAGAAAGCCAGCAGCUGGAAUAUUCUCUCUUACUUUGGGCAGGACACUGGGUCUGUCCUUCAUCAGCCUCCAGGACUUUCCACCAUCUCACCGUCUAGGGCCCAGUGGGUGCUGGGACAGCCUGGACCACCCUAAAGUGUUCAAGCUGUCUCUGCCUGCCACUCUGGCCACUGAUGCUAUGAUUAAUGGUGGUAUGGAUGGAUUUAUACUGGGCAAGAACCUCAGUGAGCUCAGUAGUUUAGGAGAGCCAGAGGCCCUCAGUAAGAUUCUGAAACGAUACUACAGUUUUAUUUUGCACAAGGGACAAGGACUUGAUGCUGUGACCAGCCAUAUUAGCCCAAGGCGAAGGGAGAUCUCCAGGUCCCUGCUGGACACACUUGAUCUUCAAAGCCAGGUGAUGGAGACACUAGCAUUGGUCUGGGAGCUGGAGCACACAGAAUGGAUUGCUAUGGACACUGGAAAUGAGGGGGCAGUGAAAGAUGGACUGCAUGAAUUUUUGCACAAAUACUGGGACUGUCCUCACAUCAUCACUCCUUGUCAGUGGGGGGCAAAAGCAAGCCGGGACACCCCAGUCCCUCUGUCUCUGCCCCUACCUUUUCUGUAUGUCCACCACACCUAUGAGCCAUCCUCGCCCUGCUUAUCCUUCACUGAGUGCUCUCGUGACAUGAGGGCCAUGCAGCGUUACCAUCAGGAAGGCCGUGGUUGGAGUGACAUAGGAUACAGUUUUGUGGUCGGCUCUGACGGCUACAUCUAUGAAGGCAGAGGGUGGAGACACCUUGGCACACACACCAGGGGCCACAAUAGCAUUGGGUAUGGGGUGUCGAUCAUUGGUAACUACACAGCUACCCUUCCUUCAAGCCAUGCCAUGGACCUGUUGCGCUAUCGUCUGACCAAAUGUGCGGUAGAUGGAGGAAGACUGGCAGCAAACUUCACCAUCCAUGGCCACAGGCAGGUGGUGAACACCACCUGCCCUGGAGAUGUUUUCUUUUCAGAAAUAAAAAGCUGGGAACACUACAGGGAUUAACAGGAGCCCCACAAGCAUAUUCAUAUUCUCACACAUCAGUAAAGCUUUUCAGGGUUUGACAAGUGUUAAGUCAAUUAAAACGAUUUUACUAUAUAAAAACGA
Molecule: messenger RNA, 1557 nt
Organism: Solea solea (common sole)
Lineage: Eukaryota; Metazoa; Chordata; Actinopteri; Pleuronectiformes; Soleidae
Gene: pglyrp2
Product: peptidoglycan recognition protein 2
Exons: 4
Coding region: 10-1455 (481 amino acids)
Biological process (GO): defense response to Gram-positive bacterium; detection of bacterium; peptidoglycan catabolic process
Molecular function (GO): zinc ion binding; N-acetylmuramoyl-L-alanine amidase activity; peptidoglycan binding
Source: RefSeq, a predicted model, not a curated record